Molecule: messenger RNA, 3398 nt
Organism: Dunckerocampus dactyliophorus (ringed pipefish)
Lineage: Eukaryota; Metazoa; Chordata; Actinopteri; Syngnathiformes; Syngnathidae
Product: stromal interaction molecule 1-like
Exons: 14
Coding region: 122-2530 (802 amino acids)
Biological process (GO): store-operated calcium entry; intracellular calcium ion homeostasis; activation of store-operated calcium channel activity
Cellular component (GO): plasma membrane; endoplasmic reticulum
Molecular function (GO): calcium ion binding; protein binding; calcium channel regulator activity
Source: RefSeq, a predicted model, not a curated record
CUUUGACUCGGAGUCUGCAGGCAAAGAAGUGAGGAACAAACGGUGUGCGUUUCUCUCGCCUGCUCAGUCACACCUGAUCUGAUCGUUCCAAUGGAUUAGAGGAGACAACGCUUGCCCAUACAUGGAGUGUGUGUGUUUGUGGCUGGUGUGUGUGUGCGUCCUGAAUGUGCCGAGUGUCAGCGCUCACGGCGGACCAGACAAGGGUGACCACCCCCGCCUGGACCACCAACAUCACCAUUCCAACGCCAACACUAACUCAGAUCUGUGCGUCAUCGACCAGCAGCUCUGUCAAGAUGAGAACGCCUUGCUGAGUUUUGAGGCCAUCUGCAGCAUCCACAAACUGAUGGACGACGAUGCAGACGGCGCGGUGGACGCGACCGAGACGGACGAGUUUCUGCGGGAGGACCUCAAGUAUCACGACCCGAAGGCCAAGCACAGCAGCUUCCAUCGUGUGGACUUGCGCAUUAGCGUAGAGGACAUGUGGGACGCCUGGAAGACCUCAGAAGUGUACAACUGGACAUGCGAGCAGGUGGAAGAGUGGCUGCAGCUCAGCGUCGAGCUUCCUCAAUACGCAGAAACCUUCCGCACACACGGGCUGGACGGCAAGGCGUUACCGAGGCUGGCAGUGAAGAACACCACCUUGACCACGUCCCUGUUAAAGAUCUUGGACCGGAGUCAUGCCCAGAAACUGCAGCUGAAGGCUCUAGAUACGGUGCUGUUUGGACCACCACCAGGUCGACAAAACCGUUGGAAGGACCUGGUUCUGGGUGUGUCCAUCCUGGCGGCGCUAGGCGGAUGCUGGUUCGCGUACGUCCAGACGAGGAAGUCCAGAGACGACCUGGGCAAGCUGAUGAAGGAUUUGGAGGGUCUUCAGAGGGCUGAGCAGAGUUUGCUGGACCUGCAGGAGAAGCUGCAGAAGGCUCAGGAAGAGCAGCGCUGCGUUCAGGUGGAGAAGGUGAAGGUGGAGGAGGAGCUGAGGAGCGAGAUCAACACGGCCAAGCAGGAAGCUCAGCGUCUCCAAGAGCUGCGUGAGGGCACCGAGAACGAGAGGAGUCGUCAGAAAUACGCCGAGGAGGAACUAGAGCAGGUGAGGAUGGCGCUAAAGAAGGCAGAGAGGGAGCUGGAAUCACGGGCUCGCUGGGCGCCACCGGAAGCCCUGCAGACGUGGCUGCAGCUGACGCACGAGGUGGAAGUGCAGUACUACAACAUCAAAAAGCAGAGCGCAGAGAGGCAGCUGCUCCAAGCCAGAGAAGGGGCCGAGAAGAUCAAAAAGAAGAGGAGUUCUCUAUUUGGGACCUUUCAUGUGGCUCACAGCUCCUCCUUAGAUGAUGUCGACCACAAGAUCCUCUCUGCCAAACAGGCCCUGGCCGAGGUGACGGCCGCGCUACGAGAGAAGCUGCACCGCUGGCAGCAGAUCGAGUCCCUCACUGGCUUCUGUUUGGUCACCAACGCGGGUCUUGGGGCGCUGGCCGCCGCCCUCAACCUGGACCCGUCCUUCCUGGGCCUGAGACCCUCGACCCCACAGCAUCUCUUACUGUCCGACGACCUCGAUGACAUGGACGAGGACAUCCUGUCGCCUGGAACGCUGCAAUAUGCAGCCUGGCAGAUGGACCGACGAGUAAGUGACCUGUGGCCUUUGAGCAGCAUUGCAGACAACCAAUCGCCAUGGAAACUCUCUGUUCAGAAUCUGAUGCCCCAGCAGCAAAGGAUGGGAGACCCAGCUAUGAUGUUCAGCUCUCAGAGGUUGGUAGAUGGGAGGGGCCCGCAUCAACAGGAAGGGUGUGGCCUAAUUACCUGCCCUCCCAGGGGCCCUCGGCAGACACGCAGUCGCUCCAUUGGCCAGCUGGAAUUCCUCCCAGUACCCACCACCCCUCUCUCCUCCUCGCUCUCGCACCCCUGCAUCUCCCCGGCCUCUGCUGCUCCUCCUCCUUGCGCCCCUGCACUUGCACUCUGUUGUCCUCCUGUCUCCAAAUCCUCCUACAUGGAGGGAACCACUCGCUUUUCUGCUCUGCUCCUCCAGUCCUCUUACUCUCUGGAGGCGUACAGCCCUUCGCAUGCGGGGGGCACUGCGAUGAGCGGAAGGCAGCGUUGUCGAUCCGGCAGCUCUGGAGACAUAAUGGACCGCUCAGACUCUGACUCCGCCCUCCCGCUCUCUCACGGUGAAUCCAGAGGCAUGUACGGCUCCAAGCCCUUCCUACUUGCGUCUAAGCUCCACCCCCUGCAGGGUCAGACACCCAGAUUUAGAGGAGGGGGAGGCCUGGAGAAGAGCUCAAGCCUGGGAGAGCUGAGGGGCACGUCUGCCGCCUUCCUCUCCUCCUCCUGCUCCACCCGCUCCCUCUGCAUCACGCCCGACAGCACCGACGGUCUCAUCCUCUGCUCCUCGCUCCCGGGCUCGUCUAGCGGAGGGACGGGCGUCCACACUCCCCCCAGGUGGAGCCCCGUGGAGGAGGAGGAUGGGCGCGAGGAGGGUGAGUCGUCGGGCGGACGCAGGAGAAACGCCUUCAAUAAAAUUUUCAAGAAGAAAAAGUGACAUCACUGAAGACGCUUUCAUAUUUUUGCCUUUUGGCCGAUGGGAAAACUUCAUUCAUUUGAUUUAUGGACAAAAAGACAGCAAAAAAGUCUACAAACCUAGUCUAGCUUCAUUAAAACAACUAAACAACACUCCAAAAUUGAACAACAAAAAGCGGUACAAUUUGGAGUUCAACCCAAAUCUUCUGGACAAAUACGCCUCAAAAGUCUUCAGGUUUGGUGAUCCCACCACAGAAGGGUAGUAGUCGUGUCAAAUAGGAAAAGUGCAAUGAUAACCAUAGAAAAGGAAAUGGAACUUACUGCAAAACAGGAAUGGCUUUGGCUACUAAGCACGAAAUGAGCAGCACAAUUAAUCAUUUAUCAUCAAUUUCAUUUAAGGUACGUUUUCACCGUCCGUGUCUGUCAGGCGUCCUUAAGGGUGAGAAGUUUUACGUUAUUGUUGUAUUAUACCGUUCUUAACUUUGUACUGUUAAGUUCAGAAUGUUAAGAUGUUUCUUGUCUGUACAGUUAGAGGUUUUAUGGUGGCUACACUUUGACCCCGGAACAGAUGAAUUCACUUGACAUUAUGUCCUAUGGGAGUCUAUUUUGAGCAACCAACAUCGCAGGAUGAUUUGUUUGACUUUGGAGGUUCCAGUGGCUUGCUUUGAUUUAUUCCAUAGGAUAAAAGGACUGAAAACCAGGAGGCCAUGUUUGGUAUUUUCGACUGUGCAACUGUAUUUUUUUUUUCCACCAAGAAGACCAGUGAGAUAAAUCAACCUCUCACCCAAAUCAAGUUUCCACAGGUUGAUGUUGACAAUUGGAGUCAGCAUGUGAAAGCGUACACACACACACACACACACACACACACACACACACACACACACAUCAAA